UUAUUAUUUUUUUUCUUUUAUACAUUUAUAUAUACUACUUACCACAUUAGAAAUAUUGACAUAAAUUAUGAUUUUAAUUACUUCUGUAGAUGAAUAUCUUGGCUAUUGCAUCUCUUCUCACUUAGCCCAGUCAAUUCCCCUUCGUAAAGAACUCCGUCUGAUUUACAGUAAUGAAAAGAAACCAUGGCUAAAUAACUUUGCCAACAAGGGUAUUGAACUCUGCUACCUUGAUGAUUACAUGCACCCUAAUCAAGUUUCAGAGGUAAUGCGUAACGUGGAUCAAAUGAUCCUUACCCUACAUCAUAGUCAUCCGGAUCGUGUUGAACAGUGUAAAUAUCUGUGCAAAGUAGCCAUCAGGUCAGGCGUUCGAUCUAUCCUCUUUCUUUCUCAUGUCGGCGCUCAGUCACCUCAUCAUCAUGCCCUCUCUGACUUUGGCGUUAUUGAAGAUUUCUUGGUCAAGUUGGGAGAGGAAGAGAUGAGUUAUACGAUUUUAAGAGUGGAUUGGAUUCAACAAUACUUUCACCACUGGGCUCCUGAAGUAGAGAAGACGAGUCUGUUAAAGUUACCCUUAAGUCAGACUAGCACGAUCUGCCCAGUAGACAUGACUGAUGUGUGUGAGGCAGUAAUGAGACUGAUUGGCAGUGAUCAUGAGGGGCAAAUCUAUACCCUCUCUGGCUCCGAGGCUCUGACGGGUAAUAAGUUGGUACAAAUCAUGUCCUUAGUUACAAAAUAUAAAGAACAUCGGUUUCAACAAGUACGUUUGAUGGACACAGAAUACUAUUUAAAAGAUCUUGGUCAUGAUAUUUGGUUUGAUGAAAGACUUAAAAAGGAAAGAUCAAUGAUAUAUCGUGAUCCACUAGAGAAAGAAUUAAGUUACAGAUUAAUGGCCUUUGACCCACCUAGUCGUAAUCAAAUUCAUGUAUUUUUGGAUUAUUUUGAUUGGGUUGAAAAGACAGCAGGAAGUAUACCCACAAAUGAAAUUCAAUCAUUAAUUCAUCAAAAGCCAAAAUCAAUUCAAGAAUUUUUCAAGGAAAAUGCAAACACUUUUAAACCAAAAGUUUAGAGAGGAAAAAAAAAAAAA
Messenger RNA from Cokeromyces recurvatus, 1081 nucleotides. RefSeq lists its product as uncharacterized. NCBI's taxonomy places the organism in Eukaryota, Fungi, Mucoromycota, Mucoromycetes, Mucorales, Mucoraceae. The transcript is spliced from 2 exons. The record is from RefSeq and is a predicted model, not a curated record. The coding region runs from base 68 to 1063 and encodes 331 amino acids.